CUUCAACUGGAAGCGCUGGCCCUGGGCGGCUAUCUCAUACCACGAAGGCGCUUGUGUUGCGUUGCCCACCCCUCGUCUCUUCCCGGGCUUUUGUUGUUUUUCGCUUCUUUCUUGUCUACCAGCAUGGGGGGAAAUGGCCCCAAUUCCUGCUCCGACGAAUAACAUGGCCAAAACAUGCUGCCAGGCGGGGCGUCGUGUAUGGCGAGAUGCAUUUGCCCAGCUAGGGCGGGCCGGGACAAGACUGAGCCUCUGGCCAGUGGCAUCUCACGAUGGACAGCGUCUGCGUCGAGGCAAUGUCGCCUCCGUGCUUUUCCCUCAAAACCCAUAGCGUCAACUGGUUCGGCAAGAAGUUGUUGCUGGCCAGCUUGUUAAUCUCCGUGUUUUUCGUGUUUCAUUUUCUUUUCCUUUUUCUGCAGGCUGUCCAGGUGGCUGUCUUUUUUCCUCUCUUUGGUUCUGGUCUCCCAGAAACUGUUCAUCUUCUAUUCAUCACGUCUCAUUCCUACUUCUUCAUUUUUUUCCUGGCUCACUCAUUCGUGUGGCUUGCUUUUUACUAUUGUUCGGGUCCAAAUACUGACCUUUCUUUGUCUGGUACCGUCAUUCGUGCCGUGACUAAACCUGGCGUUUGGUAUCUCCUUAUUCUUCUUUGUCUGCCCCCUUCCUAUUCAUAACAGAACAAUGGGAAUCCUAUUCAGCCACGACUAAACCCCAUUCAAACAAACGAUUGACGACUGUCAUUUUUUACGCAACAAAGAAAAAUUACUUUCAGCCCCCUCGUCUUGUCUUUCCAUCUGACCCGGAGAUCUCUUGGUGCUUCCAGACUAACUCUGGAACACCCAACCACGUCCAGUACUCGUCAAACUGACGCUGGACAUCUCACAUUCAACGUCCAACUAAUUAUUACCAACUAGUAUAUUUUGAUCUUUAAAUCGUCAAAUUCUUUUGGUUUCUUCUUUCCAGCCCUUCAUCUUUCUUCUCUUUUUUUUUACCCCACUAUCCAUACCACUUUUAAUAUUUCACUUUCAUCAUGAACGGCUCGGUGUCGUUUUAUCACAACGCUCGUUCACAGAGCUCUCCAAUCUCAAAGGAUGGCAACAAAAACAACAACAGAGAUGAGUGGGAGGACUGGACCGAUGAUGAGCCAUAUUCUGGGGUCGGGGUGGCUGACCUGUUGUUGGCGCUCGACAAUGGCGAGACCCCAGCCCCUUUGUCUCGACCAAAGCACAAAGGCGGCCCGUCGCGGAAAUCCAGCUUCCUCUUGCCAGAUUCGACUUAUUCAGUCCAGAAGCCAACACGACUAAAGUCGAGGGCGAGGCAAAAGGCCCAAAAUACCAAGGCUGGAAUCAAAGUCGUCACGGACAUGACCAAAUUUCGCACCAAGCAACAACAACAAAACCAAAAACUAUCCGCCGAGGCUGAGAUGAGAAAAGGACAAUUCGCCGACCUCGCCGCGCUGCAGGCCCUCGAGGGUGACCAAAAUCAAUCUUCUGUUGGUAGCUGGCACUGGCUUAAGAAGAUGCAAAGCAAAAACGGCGUACCAAAAUCUCGAAUGGAUCAACUCAGAGCCGAGUCGAGCCCUACUCAAGACUUGUCACCGAGCGACCGUCCCAUCUUAAUUGGUCUCUCGUGCCCUCCCGACCAAGUCAACAUGAAUACGGUCAACACCAAGAACUCGUCCGCCCCUGGUGGCAGCGCCAUGAACCAUCCAUACAACUGUCCGCCGCAAGGGCAAAAGUCCGUAUGGUCUCCUGAUACUCCGAGUUCUGCUGGCUCUCAGUUCCAAAACAACAGAUCUCGAGUAGCUUCUAGCGUGUACUCACAGCCUGGCAACGGUGUCUAUGACAUGUCAAACGCACCGCCUGUACCUGCAGUGCCUGUCGGAUACAGUGACAAAUCCAGGACCAACCUCAUUGACAUUGAUGACGAUGAUGACAACUUCACCCCUGUGACUUUGUUCGAAGAGGACGGUAGCCCAUGCCUAUCGCGCAAACCAACCGCAAAGUCGAUCAAGCCAAAUACCAGAUCUCCUGUCACUGCUGGCAACACAAGAUCGGGAUGGUGGGAUCAUCUCCGAACGCCGUUCUUGGAACAGUCCAGCACGAAUCCUUUUGCAAGGUCCGAACCUAAACCUGCGACACCAACUCGUCAACCCGAACCCGAGACGACUCGAGAUGACUGGUGGCUUGGACAAGAUGAGAAAAGUAGCAGUCGCAAGCAGGCAGCUACCGCUACCACAAUGAGUCCAUCCUCGUCGGCCGCUAACGACGGCAGCACGCAGAGUGUAUGGUCCCCCCAGGCUGCCAAAUUGAUAAGUCCGUCCUCGUCGGCCGCCAAUGACGGUAGCACUCAGUCCGCCACUGUUGCCUCCUUCCAGAGUCCAUCCUCAUCUGCUGCAAACGAUGGUAGCACACAGAGUAUGUGGUCUCCACACAUUGCCACAGUAAUGAGCCCAUACUCUGCGGCUACCAACAACAGCAGCGCCCGGAAUGUGUGGUCUCCGCAAGCUUCCACACUCAUAAGUCCAUCCUCAAACGCCGCCAACGACGGCAGCACGCAAAGUGCCGCCACUUUAACCCCUGCUUCUUCCCUGGGCCCAGCUCCUGUAGCCCAAGCCACUAGGGCUCCUGCUCACACAGGUCAGUCUCACGCUGAAAAGGGUAGGAUCCUGGCGGAGGAGAACGACAUGCCGACCGAGCAGCCGCCACCUUACUCACCACCUGAGAAAAAAGGCCCCGUCCGCUACAUGGCAGUCUUCCCGCCAGGUCACGCACUUGCGGUGCCUCGCGUUCCCGACUCUCCUGGUCCUAUAUCUCCAGGACUGGCAAACACCAUGACGUCCCAAGGUGCCAUCAACAUGACUGAAGUACCCCUUACUCCACCUGCAAACCGCACAACUGCACCUCGCAUACCUGCACAUCCCUCGACGAUGCCCCUGCCAGACCGUCUUCCAGGUACCUACACGACAGGCGACCAGUUCCUCGCCAAUGUCGGCAACUCACCCGCGGCACGCAAUGAGCGUCAGCGCCGCCGACAUGAGAAGGAAGAGAUUGUUGCGCGCAAGGCUGGUGGCUUCUGGCGUGGCCGUGGCUGCAUCCCUGCCAACGGCUGCUUUGGACGUACGGGACGCGAGGGCCGUAAGCGACGUCGGGUCUGGCUUGGUGUGUGUGGUGGAGCUAUCGCCGUGAUUAUCCUCGUCGUCGUUCUGGUUGUCGUUCUGCUGCGUAAGAGCACUGGAGCCACCGCUGAACAGUCCAUGUGGCUUAACCUGACCAGCUUCCCGCCGAUUCCAACGGGUGUAAUGACGGUUAUCGCGCCUGACAACUCCCAGGAUAUCACAACAUGUGUGCAGCCUGCUACCCUAUGGAGUUGUGCACUGCCCAAGGAGCAGCAGGAUGCCAACCAACCAUACGCGCCUGAGCAGCCCCGCUUUGUCAUUCAGAUCCAGUUUGACAACAGCUCGCAGCAGUACUGGAACAUACCGGAUGGCCAGGUUCCCGUCCUCAAGCCACUCGGAGACUCCAAAACAGCAAGGGGGGAACCCUCAGAUAGCGGCAAGAGGUUAUCAAGUCGUACAACGGCCGGCAUUCAGUCGCUUCUUCGACGUGACGAGCCAAACCCCAACUUCACCCCUGACCCACCACUGCCCAAGUUCGAGGAGAUGUGGUUCCUUGGCAACUGGACAGACGGCAUCCAGUCUCCUCGCAAAGCCGGCGAGGCUACACCUUUCUACAUCAGCAUACUCCCAUCCGCCAACGAAACGGCUGGGCCAAACAUGCUUGGCAGGCGCCAGUCCACUGAAGGCUCUCGAAAGAACCAGACCAACCUGACUCCAGACCUCGCUAGCCUGGUGCCCUUCCCGGACGUGAACCCAGAUGGCACCGCCAAGCCGGCGACGCUCUUCCCGCACCCACGCCAGCAGCAACUGCGGCUGUUUGAUCGCGGCCUGGACACGGAACACUUUGGAUUCUACACAUACUUCAACAAGACGAUAUUUGUAAGAUCCAAGGAGGCGCUCGACAACGCUACCUCACAGUUGGGCGACGUGCCUGUCGAUCGUAAUGGAGGGGCCUCGCGCUCAGAGGCUCGCUAUGUUGCCGUCUGGGCUUACACGCGACUGCACGUUCAGAUCUGGACGCGGCGCUCCGGCACGGCCAGACUACUGGGCCGCGACGGGCGCAAUGUCCAGGGCCUCUCUGAAAAGGAGGCGGUGGAGCUGCGGAGGCCCGGGACGUUCCCGUACCCCAUCACGAUCGGCGAGGACACGCACGGCGGCGACCCGAACAAGAAGGGCACUUAUACGUUUGAACUGGACGACCGGGGCAGGCCGCAGCGGGACAAUGACAAGAUCUUUUUGCACCUGAAUCACAUGGACACCACGACGGAGCUGAUCAACCCUAGGGGCAAAAACUUCAACCCUAGCUUUGGGGGUAUCGACGGAGGGACCGGAGGUUGCAAGUGCGCAUGGUCCAACUUUGUUGGGACGAGUGGUAAUAUUUUCUAAGCAUUUUCAGUCGGGGGAAAGGAGAGAAAAAUAAUGAAACUCCACUGGGUGGUAUUUUUGCAUGUUGGAUAUCCCGCAUCACUUGAUGCUUUGUUACGUUUUUCUGUUCAUGAAUCUGAGAUUGUGAUUCUCAAUCUUAAUUAAGGGAGGCCCCUGAAGCUUCCGUAGUGUUACAUUUGGUAACUAAAACAAAGAAAAGUUUUUUAUUCCG
This is a messenger RNA of Pyricularia oryzae 70-15, 4709 nucleotides long. RefSeq lists its product as uncharacterized. The transcript has a single exon. The coding region runs from base 1025 to 4498 and encodes 1157 amino acids. Lineage: Eukaryota; Fungi; Ascomycota; Sordariomycetes; Magnaporthales; Pyriculariaceae. The record is from RefSeq and is a predicted model, not a curated record.